AUGUGUGCAAGGGAUAAAUAUGAACACUCUGUGAGUUUCACACAGCAAGAAAAACAUAUUAAACAACUGGCAGUCUUAGCUUAUGAAAGUGCAGAAGGCCCUGGUGACGUGGUUGGGUGUAAAGCUCUAUUUGUAGUCCUCACUUUAAGUUUAUUAGCUAUUUGCCAAAUCUGUGUUACACGAAAGCAUAACAUCUUUGCAUGCACGUCAUCAGACUGUAGUAAGAUUAUAAGUAAGAAAAUAUUGUGCAAACAAUUCAAAACAUUCUCAUCGCCAAUGCAUGUCAGACGUAUGGAGAGCAGAAACGUGAUGUCGAUGUUUUUCUUCAUAUCAUUUGCUAUUUUUAUCAAAGUGUGUUUGAGUACUCGUUUAUCCUGCCUGCGGGAUGAUAUAAAGAUUCAUGAAGUAGCAAGGGACAAAAAGUUGAAUGUUGCGCCAUAUGUAACAAAAACUGUUUCAAACGAAAAUGACUGUUUAGUUGUGUGUUUGUAUGAUGACUAUUGUUUGUCAUACAACGUCAAUAUGACUAGUAAAAAUGUCAAGUGUCAAUUAUUUUCGAAAAUAGUUGGAGCAACAAAGCUAACUCCAAGAAAAGGUUUCAAAUAUUUUAGAGUAAUUUCCUACCAUCGUUGCAUACCUGUCAAGAAUUCUUCUCCCAAGAUUUGUGAUUGUCGACCAGUGGCUAAAAGAGAUGCUAAAAGAGAUUGUUUGGAAUGGAGAGAAAACGGUGCAAAGGAAGAUGGAUUGUACAAUAUUAAUGUGGGUAAUAAAACUGUGGAAGUGUUGUGUGACAUGACAACAGACGGAGGAGGGUGGACAGUGAUUCAAAAGCGACAGAGAUCAACUAAUCCUGUGAAUUUUAGCACAACAUGGGACGAGUACAAGCAAGGAUUUGGUAAUUUUACGACCGAAUUUUGGCUUGGAAAUGAUUAUAUACAUAACUUAACAACCCAGGGAGACAUCACCCUCAGAAUCCAUUCUACUGCUGAAAAUAACAUGACAAAGAUUUCGAUUCUAACACAUUUCAGAGUUGCUGACGAAAAGGAGUUUUAUCAAGUGACUUACAAAAACAGCACAGGACCUUCUUUAGAUGGAUGGAAGUCAAGAUUUAAUCGGAGUAUUUUCUCCACAUUUGAUAGCGACAAAGAUAAUAGAGAUGACCGCAACUGUGCGGCAGUAUUCAACGCUGGUUUUUGGUUUGACAGAUGUUCUGGUACAAACCUGAAUGGUCCAUAUAUGCCGCAUGACAAAGAUUUUGGAUUUUUUUGGAGAAAAUGGAAUAAACCAACUGAUGAAGACACAUACCAAUUAAAAGCAACAACGAUAAUGAUACGAAGAAACGCAAAAUCGAAUUGAAGGAUUCAUGUUUGAAAGUAGACUCACUUAUAAACACAGAAAAAAGGACGGUGGAUUGUGCCAGUGUGGAUGAGGCAUAACAGCAUUAAAAACAUUGAACAACUUAUUUGUAAAAAUUAUUUUCAAAAUGGAUGUUUACGUUGCAGUUAAUUUUUUCAAAUUAGAAUUCGUGGAAUCUUUGUAUAUCAUUUAUCAAAUUGUAGAUUUGAAACUCUAUUCUCCCUUUUUAUAGUUUUUCUUAGUCGAUGUAGAAGAAGUUUUAGUGUUCUUAUUUAUGUGUUGUCAAUAGUUUAGUGUGUCUCGGGUCUUACUGUAAUUAUUAUUAAUUUAGUGUAAAUCGGCUUUUAUAUCAAUAAGCAAAUACAAAAAUCAUGUGAUUAAAGAUGGUGUUACAGAAAUAGCUAGUCACAUGUCAAUUAGCUUUCGAACCGUUAGGUCUUUCUUUUUGUUCCUAAUUAUAUUUAAAAUUUCUAUAUAAAAAUGUAAAUAUUGUAUCAUAGUAUCGCAAUUUUGAUUAAUAUUUAGGUUGAAGCGAAGCAAACUGUACGAUAAUCUUAAAGCAUACCUCCCGCGAAUAUUAUUUCAUAUGACAGAGGUUGAAAAAUUGUCUAAAAUUUAAAUAUUUUGUUUGAAAAAUCUUAAGAUCUUAGACUUAGAAGUUUCGCUAAUUAUGCAUGACAUCAUAAUCUAGCUCUGAGUAAAUAUUGUAUAUGACAGUUUUGGCAAAGCAUAGGUUUAAAAAUUGUUUUUAUGGCCAAUCAAAUUGGAAUAUUUGACAUAAAUUUUAAUAUCAAUUUACUAUAAUUAUAACUAGUUCUUGACGUCGUAAUGUCGCAUAAUUAACGAAACUUUGAAAAAGUAUAUCUUGAAAACUAAGAAGGACUUUUUAAAAGAUUAAA
Hydractinia symbiolongicarpus is the source of this 2255-nucleotide messenger RNA. RefSeq lists its product as uncharacterized. The record is from RefSeq and is a predicted model, not a curated record. NCBI's taxonomy places the organism in Eukaryota, Metazoa, Cnidaria, Hydrozoa, Anthoathecata, Hydractiniidae. The transcript is spliced from 3 exons. Bases 1 to 1356 code for a protein of 451 amino acids.